This is a messenger RNA of Nerophis lumbriciformis (worm pipefish), 3301 nucleotides long. It is a transcript of the gene abi2b, whose product is annotated as abl-interactor 2b. Gene Ontology annotation, cellular component: SCAR complex; lamellipodium; actin-based cell projection. The record is from RefSeq and is a predicted model, not a curated record. Gene Ontology annotation, biological process: neuron migration. Gene Ontology annotation, molecular function: signaling adaptor activity; SH3 domain binding. Lineage: Eukaryota; Metazoa; Chordata; Actinopteri; Syngnathiformes; Syngnathidae.
CCGCGCUAGCCCCGCUAAAAAGAUGUGAAAAUGGCGGAGCUACAAAUGCUUCUGGAGGAGGAAAUCCCAGCAGGACGGAGCGCUCUGCUGGAUAGUUUCACCAAUCUGGAGAGAGUCGCCGAGUACUGCGAGAACAACUAUGUCCAGUCUCCAGACAAGCAGCGGGCGCUGGAGGAGACCAAGAACUACACCACCCAGUCCCUGGCCAGCGUGGCAUACCUGAUCAACACACUGGCUAAUAAUGUCCUGCAGAUGCUGGACAUCCAGGCGUCGCAGCUACGCCGCAUGGAGUCUUCCAUCAACCACAUUUCCCAGACGGUGGACAUUCAUAAAGAAAAAGUGGCCAGACGGGAGAUAGGUAUCCUCACCACAAACAAGAACACGUCACGAACACACAAGAUCAUCGCCCCUGCCAAUCCAGAGAGGCCUGUACGCUAUAUCCGCAAGCCCGUUGACUACAGCAUGCUGGAUGACAUGGGCCACGGAGUCAAGUGGUUGCAAAGAUUUAAGGCCAGUGCUCAGAGCAUGAAAGCUGGAGGAGGCGGACUUCCUCGCACAAACCCCCCUACACAAAAGCCCCCCAGCCCACCUGUGAGCGGGAAAGGGACCCUUGGGCGGCACUCACCAUAUAGGACACUUGAACCGGUGCGUCCUCCUGUUGUCCCUAACGACUACGUCUCAAGCCCGACGCGCAACAUGGCGCAUCCCCUGCAGAGCCCAGCACGCAAUGCAUCUGUUAAUCAGAGGAACCGCACGUACAGCAGUGGCAGCAGCGGAGGCAGCCAUCCUAGCAGCAGUCGCAGCAGCAGCCGGGAGAACAGUGGCAGCGGCAGCGUCGGAGUGCCGAUAGCUGUGCCCACCCCAGCCCCGCCUACCGCCUUUCCAGCCCCUCCUGCCCCAUCCAACACACCUAAGCAAACACCCGACGCCACCACCACGCCCCCUGUUUGUGACGGCCCCCAUCAGGCCUCUAACCCACCCGUUGAGAUCCCGCAUGUACCCCCACCCCCACCCCCUCCCCAGCUCCCCAAUUCUACAGCCCCCACUGGCACAGGAACCGCCCCUUGUGGCAACCCUGCACAAUGUGCGCCUCAGUUUUACAGCAUGAACCGCACGGUGCAGCCGCCUCAGAACGCCCACGUGGGGGGAUCACUGCCUUACCGUCGGCCCUCAUCUGUCACUGGCCAGCCCAACAUGGCACCCAACCAGAACCAGCUCAAUGGGGGGCCACACUUUGCCCAGAACCAAGGCCCACUUGCGCCCCCUCCCCCUUCCAUGCAGAUCACCCCCCAGCUCCCCCUGAUGGGCUUUGUGGCCCGGGUUCAGGAGACCAUCUCGGACGUGCCGCCCCCGCCUCCCCUCGCGGACGAGCCGGUGUUUGAGGAGCCUACACCUCCCCCCCCUCCACCGGAGGACUACGAGGAUGAUGAAGACGAGGAGGAGGAGUCAGCGGUGGUGGAGUACAGUGACCCAUACGCAGAAGAGGACCCACCCUGGGCGCCGCACACCUACCAAGAGAAAGUGGUGGCCAUCUACGACUACUGUCGCGACAAAGAAGACGAGCUGUCCUUCCAGGAGGGCGCCAUCAUCUAUGUGAUCAAGAAGAACGACGACGGCUGGUACGAGGGCGUGAUGAACGGAACCACGGGCCUCUUCCCCGGCAACUACGUGGAGUCCAUCAUGCACUACGCUGACUGAGCACCUCCUCUGGGGGGGCCGGGCGGAAAGGAGGGGAGCCGAGGGUUAAAGGUCAGAGACUUUGAACAGACAGAGCAUGAUCACCUCUGGGAUGGAACGUGGAAAGGAAAGUUGUCCACCUAAACAACCACUACUUUCUUUCUGCCCACUCAUUCAUUUGUCUUGCUUUCAAAUUGCCCUUUUACUUCUCAGCAUCAUAUUUAUUUGGAAGAUGUCCACGUUGUGACCCACUGCUACAUGACAAAGCUCUUUUAUUUCCCUAUUUAAUUACAUCGUUGCUAAGUCGCUCUUCUGGAAGGUCACAUGACCCCGAAAGGAGUCGAAUUGCACAAUAAUGGCUUGUGAUAUUUGUCAGGAAUAACACAAGUCUGGAUGGAAAUCAUUCACAAGUGGAAUACAGUGGUGCCGAGGUUUGGCUGGAGUCUGCUUCAAAAAGUCCAGCACAAUUUAAAUCAUACACAAACUCAUGACAACUGAUUUAAAUCCAUGAAUCUGUUCCAGAUACAAGAGUGGGGGUGUUUCUUUCUUCAAUUCAAUACGGUUGCUCACCUUUUUUAUCAAAGUGCUGUCACUCGCAACUUUCCUUGGUUUCUGUUGCAGUGGUGCUGGACUACCAAGUACAGCAAUGUGACCAUGCUUUGUUUGGAAAUCUGUUUGAUAACCCAGACAAAAAGCUCAUUUGGCAAACAGCACACAAACCGAGGUACCGCCGUAUUAGCAACUAACAUUAGCGCCGCAAAGGUUUGCUGGACGCAAUAACGCCACUUGUGUUGUAGUCCGCUGCAGCGGGAAGGCAGUGUUCAAUGCACUUAGCAGGCUUUUUCUUUGGAUGUGGCCCUCCUGAAGCGAGUUAGCAGAGUGGCAUGUGUCCACGUGAAGGAGGAAAAACAAUAAUUGACGUCUUAAUAUUUUUAGAUAUGACUUUUUAUUUUUAAUAUUCAGCAAGUGAUGCAUUUCUGUGGUUUCCCCAGACACGUGUGCCAUAUUGAGGGGUGUGCUUGCUUCUUGUUUGACUCCACUUUUUUCCCCCAAGUUGUUUUGAACCAAAAAGCACACACAUUUGUAGUGAAAUGUCGAAGAAUUGAUAUACGAGAUGUGUUCUGUCCUGCAGACCACAUUUAUUGGUUAUGAAGAGAGCCGUGGUGUUGAAAUGGUUUGAACGCCUCAAUACCUCUAAUCUCAGCAGUUUUAGGGGUGUAUCAUCUCAAAUACGCUUGGCUGUGUUCGGUAUUAGCGAGGCCUCAGUGCUUAAGCCAGAAACUUUAUUUUCUACAAGAAAAAAAAAGAAGAAAAUAAAUAUGCCAGUGGGUGUGUAUUUGAGUCUUGCAUGCCAUUGUUAUCUGUGCUGUCCCAAAUAACGGAAAGAGAAAGAGUUCUGACCCGCCUCAUCCGAGGGGACGCUUCCAGUCCUGCUUGGAGCUCACAUCCAAGGAGCUGCGCACCAGCCUGAAGAGGGAAGAGGGAAGAGGGUCUUGGCUUCUUCCUCUCAUGUCAGCGGGGAAGCUGUCAUAAUGCCAUUGUGUUGCACAUUUGAAGUGGAAUUGCAGAAGUAUCAUGUUUGUAAAAAUCCAGAGAAGAAAGAUAAUAAAGAUAUAAGAUUGAA